Messenger RNA from Aplosporella prunicola CBS 121167, 1123 nucleotides. RefSeq lists its product as uncharacterized. Lineage: Eukaryota; Fungi; Ascomycota; Dothideomycetes; Botryosphaeriales; Aplosporellaceae. The transcript is spliced from 3 exons. The coding region runs from base 179 to 1075 and encodes 298 amino acids. The record is from RefSeq and is a predicted model, not a curated record.
UGGGUUCCUCGCGCCCUGGCCCUAGGCGGGAGUACCACCGAGCAUACAAGACCCUAGUACAGCCCACGAGCCGCCGUAUACACUAUCCACGCAUCGACUGCCUCAGCCCCUGGUCUCCGUGUACACGUAUCUUGGAAGCCAUUCCCAUAUAUUCUCAUGUGGGCGCUCUUCGUCCGAAAUGGCCCUUGGUUAUGGACAACAGGAACAACAACAACAACAACAACAACAACAACAACAACAACAACAACCGCCCACCAUGAUUGACAUCUCCCCACGCACCACCACCUCCACCUCCACCUCCUCCAAGCGCUCCUCUCGCGUCGAGAAGCCGCGCAGCUCCCACAACAGCCCCAAGGCCCUGCAGCAGCGCCGCCGGACCACCUCUUCCGUCAAAAAGUACGUCGGCCUCGACGACCACUGGGAGAUGAUGUUCGGCCAACAAGACUCGUCCUCCUUCUCUUCCAACAAUCGCCCCGUCAGCUGGCAUCCCACAACGUCGUACUACCCGGAAUCCUACAUCUCCAGCCCGGCCGAUGAUCUGUGCAGCCAAACCGGCUCCUACGGCUUCCCCGACCAGACGUCACCGUAUCCGUCGUCGUCGGCCGUGGCCUACGUCUCAGCCCUGGCCGAGAGGAAACGGAACUAUCCACCGUCGAGCAUCGGGAGCCCUGAUGUGUCGAUGGACCCGACGCCAUUCCCUGUUUGGCAAGACCCUUGCACGCCCGACUCGACGUUCGCCAUGACAUCAUUCCCGCCUAUGGCGUCGCAACAAGACUGGACCUCGAUGGCGGCGGCGCCAUCGGCACAGCCCACCUCGCAUCCCCGCCUCGACUCGAACUCCUCGUCGGAGUUCUCCUCGAUGCAGGCUGACGACAACGCCUCGGACUACAUGGCCGACGACGACGACGACGCAAGGGAGCCCGAGACGGUCCUUGUCGGCAUGGGGCUGUACGACCCGCCCAGCUACGAGUCAAUGCUGACGUCGGGAUUGGGCAAGGGCCUCAAGUUGGAAGAGACGUGGCAGCCACCGGCGGAGAAGGAAAACGGACGACACGGACGACAGCGCCAGCUCUGAGAGCGAGUCGAGCGUCGAGGAGCCGCCCGCCCCCGCUACCGUCGACCG